Galeopterus variegatus (Sunda flying lemur) is the source of this 5202-nucleotide messenger RNA. It is a transcript of the gene QRICH2, whose product is annotated as glutamine rich 2. Bases 1 to 5202 code for a protein of 1733 amino acids. Lineage: Eukaryota; Metazoa; Chordata; Mammalia; Dermoptera; Cynocephalidae. The transcript has 24 exons. The record is from RefSeq and is a predicted model, not a curated record.
AUGGAUGACCUAGAGAAUCUAAUCAAAGACCGAGAGGGCUUCCUGGAACAUGUAGGCCGGAGGCUGACUUUGAUACCUGAUGGAGAAGAAGUCACCAUGGUCACCUGGCAAGAGCUGGAGCAAGCGAUUACUGAUGGCUGGAGGGCCUCACAAGCGGGCUCAGAAACAUCUACGGGACUUCCUAAGCACAAAGGGCAGACUUCCUUAACAUCAAAUGAUACAACUCCAAGUGGAGCCUCCACUAAGCAUCCAAGUACUGACGAGGCUCUGGAUUCUGCUGGUGGUUUUGGCACAUAUCAGACCUUAUCAGGAUCCAGUGGCAUAGUAUACCCCUCUGAAGGGGUUACUAGCAGGGAACGAAGCAGAGGCCCCCCUUCUACUGUUUCUAUAAGUAGAGAACAGUACCCAAGGGCCCAUGAUGAAGCUGGCAUGCCAAGACCCCAGCAGCCUCCCACAUCCCAGUUCAGAGGAGAGUCAGAUCGUCACACGAGUAGAGGGCAUUUUACCUCAGCACGUCCAAGAAAAGAGGAACAAGAUGCACACACUGGCCCAGUUCAACAGGACUUAACCUCAGCCAGAGAUCAUCCUUAUGUGCACCCAGAUCAGCACAGUGCAGUGCCCAUUAGCCAGGGUCAAGUCUAUCAAAGGCCAGAUCAUCAUGGAUUAGGACCGUCUGGCAUGGAUCAUCCUGGAUUUCUACAUCCUAGCACUUAUUCACAUGGUGUGGUGCCCCACAGCGUGCGUCAGCUUGGUGUGCUACCACCGGAAACAGAUGAUCAGGGAUUGGUACCACUUGGCAUGGAUCAGCAUGGAUUUGUAACAUUAGGCACAGAUCAGCAUGGACUGGUACCCCCUGGCAUGGAUCAGCAAGGAUUGGGCCUACCUGGAGUCAAUCAGCAUGGAUUGAUCAGCGUGGUUUUGUAUCAACAUGGUUUAGACCAACCUGGUACAGAUCAGCAUAGUUUGGUGCAACCUGGUGCAGGUCAGUUUGGUUUAGUGCAACCUGAAAUGGAUCAGCAUGGUUUGGUGCAACCUGGAAUGGAUCAGCAUGGUUUGGUACAACCUAGAAUGGAUCAGCAUGGCUUGGUGCAACCUGGCACGGAUCAGCAUGGUUUGGUGCAACCUGGAAUGGAUCAGCAUGGUUUGGUGCAACCUAGCACGGAUCAGCAUGGUUUGGUGCAACCUAGCAUGGAUCAGCAUGGUUUGGUGCAACCUGGCACGGAUCAGCAUGGUUUGUGUAGUUUGGUGCAACCUGGCAUGGAUCAGCGUGGUUUGGUGCAACCUGGCAUGGAUCAGCAUGGUUUGGUGCAACCUGGCGUGGAUCAGCAUGGCUUGGUGCAACCUGGCGUGGAUCGGCAUGGCUUGGUGCAACCUAGAGUUGAUCGGCGUGGCUUGGUGCAACCUGGCGUGGAUCAGCGUGGCUUGGUGCAACCUAGAGUGGAUCAGCGUGGCUUGGUGCAACCUGGCACGGGUCGGCAUGGUUUGGUGCAACCUGGCACAGAUCGGCAUGGUUUGGUGCAACCCGGCACGGAUCGGCAUGGUUUGGUGCAACCCGGCACGGAUCGGCAUGGCUUGGUGCAACCCGGCACAGAUCAGCAUGGCUUGGUGCAACCUGGCAUGGAUCAAAUAGAUCAGAGUGGUAUGGUGCAACCUGGUGCUGAUGAGCAUGGUUUGGUGCAAUCUGGCGUGGAUCAGCGUGGUUUGGUGCAACCUAGAAUGGAUCAGCGUGGCUUGGUGCAACCAGGAGUGGAUCAGCGUGGCUUGGCGCAACCUAGAAUGGAUCAGCGUGGCUUGGUGCAACCUGGAGUGGAUCAGCGUGGCUUGGUGCAACCUAGAAUGGAUCAGCGUGGCUUGGUGCAACCUGGAGUGGAUCAGCGUGGCUUGGUGCAACCUAGAAUGGAUCAGCGUGGCUUGGUGCACCCUAGAAUGGAUCAGCGUGGCUUGGUGCAACCUGGCGCUGAUGAGCGUGGCUUGGUACAACCUGGAGUAGAUCAGCGUGGUUUGGUGCAACCUAGAAUAGAUCAGCAUGGCUUGGUGCAACCUGGAGUGGAUCAGCGUGGCUUGGUGCAACCUAGAAUGGAUCAGCGUGGCUUGGUGCAACCUGGCGCUGAUGAGCGUGGCUUGGUGCAACCUGGAGUGGAUCAGCGUGGCUUGGUGCAACCUAGAAUGGAUCAGCGUGGCUUGGUGCAACCUAGAAUGGAUCAGCGUGCCUUGCGUGGUUUCAUGCAACCUGGCACAGAUGAGCAUGGUUUGGUGCAAGCUGGUGCAGAUCAGCAUGGUUUGGUGCAACCUGGUGCAGAUCAGCGAGGUUUGGUGCAACCUGGUGCAGAUCCACAUCGCUUGGUUCAAUCUGGUGCAUAUCCUCCUGGUUUGGUUCAGCCCAGUUUCUAUCCUCGUGGUUUGGUUCAACCUGGUGUAUAUCCACGUGGUUUAUUGCAGCCUGGAAUGGAUCAGCACGGGUUGAGACAACUUGGUGCAGAUCAGCAAGACUUGAUAGCACCAGACACACAGUUUCAUGUCCCUCCAACAUUCCAGGCAGGUCCUCGGAGUUUUAUACCUCCACGCCCACAUCAGCAUGGUGUGGUACCUCCUGGCAGAGAGCAACAUGGCCAGGUGUCACCACUCCUAGCCAGUCAAGGUUUGGUACCACCAGAGAUAUAUCAGCAAGGUUUGAUGCACCUUGGCACAGACCAGCGUGGCCCAAGACCAUUAAGAACAGUCUUGGGAUCUGCACACCCAGAUCAACAGCAUUUGGUGUCACCUGGCCCAGAUCAGCAUGACCAGGUAUACGCAGGUGCAGGUCAACAUGGCCAUGCAUACUCAGACUACCAUGGCCCAGUGUAUCCUGGCUAUGGUGGUCCCGGGCAACUAGGUGUUGAUCAGCAUGACCAGGAAGGUUUGGAUCUAAAUAGAAUACGUGCCUCAACCCAAACUGGAACUCCUUCCCAGGCUGCCUCAGGCGAAGAUGUCACCUUUCUCAGGAGCCCAGAGUCCCUUAGCCAUCUCCAUCAAGUCUCACCAGAAAGGAGUGAGGUCCAGAGUGAGCGACACGAUUCACUGGAUAAAGUGGCUCCUAGCUUCCCUAUGGCCGUGGAAACAUUUCGUCUGAUGGGAGAGCUCAUCGGCCUCUACGUGGAGCUAAAGGAUAACAUGAGGGCUCUGAAUGAGGAGAAAGCUGGGCAGACUGAUUUGGAGAAGAUACAGUACCUGCUCACUCUGAUGGUGAAAAAGACCUUACCUCCUGACCUGCAGGAACAGCUGAAGAUGUUAAAGACCUUGGCCAAAGAAGUUCGGCAGGAAAAAGCAAAACUGGAAAGGUUGCAAAGGAUCCUGGAGGGUGAAGAGGACCGAGAAGGAGGAAAGGAGCUGAAAGCUGGCCAGCUGGGCUUGCAGCUGCGUGUCCUCAGAGUCACCGUGGCUGACAUUGAGAAGGAGCUGACCGAGCUAAGGGAGAGCCAAGAGCAGGGUAAGGCCGCCAUGGAGAAUUCAGUCUCUGAAGCCUCCCUGUACCUGCAGGAUCAGCUGGACAAGCUCAGGAAGAUCAUGGAGAGCAUGCUGACCUCUUCGUCCACGCUGCUGUCCAUGAGCAUGGUCCCGCACAAGGCCCUGGUAACCUCAGCCCCUGGCCAGAUCGACCCUGAAGCCACCUGUCCAGCCUGCAGCCUGGACCUGAGCCAUCAGGUCAGCAUGCUAGUGCAGCGCUAUGAGCAGCUCCAGGACAUGGUCAACAACCUGGCUGCCUCUCGGCCCUCCAAGAAAGCCAAGCUCCAGAGCCAGGACGAAGAGCUGCUGGGCCACGUGCAGAGCGCCAUCCUGCAGGUGCAGGGCGACUGUGAGAAGCUCACCGUCACCACCAGCAACCUCAUCGAGGAUCACCGGCAGAAGCAGGAGGACAUCAACGUGUUGUACCGGGGGCUAGAAAAGCUCGAAAAAGAAAAAGCCAACAGGGAUCACCUGGAGAUGGAGAUAGGCGUGAAAGCCGACAAGAGCGCCCUGGCGUCCAAAGUGAGCCGUGUCCAGUUCGACGCCACCACGGAGCAGCUGAACCACAUGAUGCGGGAGCUGGUGGCCAAGAUGAGUGGGCAGGAGCAGGACUGGCAGAAGAUGCUGGACAAGCUCCUAGUGGAGAUGGACAGCAAGCUGGACCGCCUGGAGCUGGACCCAGUGAAACAGUUGCUGGAGGAUCGGUGGAAGUCGCUGCGACAGCAGCUCAAAGAGCGCUCUCCACUCUACCAGGCGGACGAGGCCGCUGCCAUGCGCAGGCAGCUGUUGGCACAUUUCCACUGCCUCUCCUGCGACCGUCCCUUGGAGACACCUGUGACUGGACAAGUCAUCCCCGUGACACCUGUAGGUCCAGGCCUGCCUGGGCACCGUUCCAUCCGCCCCUACACAGUGUUUGAACUGGAGCAGGUCCGGCAGCAGAGCCGCAGCCUCAAGCUGGGCAGUGCCUUCCCUCCUCGGGGCGGCCUGGCGCAGAUGGAGCGGAGCGUGGGGCGCCUGCGCUCCAUGCACUCCAAGAUGCUCAUGGACAUCGAGAAGGUGCAGAUCCACUUCGGAGGCUCGGUCAAGGCCAGCAGCCAGAUGAUCCGCGAGCUGCUGCAGGCCCAGUGCCUCAGCUCCCCCUGCUACAACAAACGGGCGCCAGACGUAGAUUACACCUACUCGACUGUGGCCCGGCGCUGCGGGGGCAGCCACACCCUCACCUACCCCUACCGCCGCAGCCGCCUGCAGCACCUGUCACAGGGCCUGUGUCCCACUGAGGAGAUCCAGAUCGCCAUGAAGCAUGAUGAGGUGGAUAUCUUGGGCCUGGAUGGACAUAUUUACAAGGGACGGAUGAAUACAAGGCUGCCGGGCAUCCUGACCAAAGACACUGCAGGGACCACAAAGCACAAGUCCAGGCAGUCCCGGCCCCAUGGGCACAGGGAUCCGUGCCUCGGCGACAAUGGCCAGCUGCCUUCUCGGCCUCAGAGUGCUCAGAUGUCGGCCAGCAACAACUCAGUUCCUUCGCGUCAACAGAAAGACAGACCAGUGACUUCGGAGGGGUGUCUCUCCCAGCCAAACCUGGCCCACCCACCCAGCCCCACGGAGAUGGCGAACACGCAGGGCAACCCCAUGGGGCUGGAGAUGCACAUGGAUGUGCCUCCUGGGGAGGGGCUGGAGGAGGAGCCCACUCGUGGGCCGCGGUCCACCACUGCUCACUGA